Symsagittifera roscoffensis is the source of this 1532-nucleotide messenger RNA. RefSeq names its product metalloendopeptidase OMA1, mitochondrial-like. The record is from RefSeq and is a predicted model, not a curated record. Gene Ontology annotation, cellular component: mitochondrial inner membrane. NCBI's taxonomy places the organism in Eukaryota, Metazoa, Xenacoelomorpha, Acoela, Convolutidae. Bases 27 to 1295 code for a protein of 422 amino acids. Gene Ontology annotation, biological process: mitochondrial protein processing; protein quality control for misfolded or incompletely synthesized proteins. The transcript is spliced from 9 exons. Gene Ontology annotation, molecular function: metalloendopeptidase activity.
AUCAUAUAGAUACAACAUAAAGAGGCAUGAUUACCCUAUUUGCGCGAGUAACAUGUCGCCAGCGGAAGCCAUCAUUUCAAAUUAAGUCCUCCCAUGUGUUACAUGAACCCAUUGGAGUACAACAAACUAGACAUUUCCACCCAAUAAUCUAUUCAGCUCUUAGCUUCGGUGGCCGGAUUAGUGCGGCUCUACUAGGCAGGUCUAUGAGGAAAAAACUAUCUAAACUUCCCGAGUUGGAACAAAAACAGAAGAAGAAAUCGCUAUUGAAGUUUUUCGGGAUCUUGAGCGGUGCAUUAGUGUGUGGAAUGUCAGUGUCGUAUUUGAAGCACAGAGACAGAGUUUUGUUCACGGGAAGGAAGCGGUCUGUAACAGUUGGAGAAAAACAGAUGCGCGAAAUUGCCGACCUCACAGAGAAAGCUAUUUUGGAUCAAUAUGAAGGCAAAGUUCUGUCAGCCAAGUCACAGAUUCACCGUGUUGUGGAAUUAGCGGCCGCUAAAGUCUUACGAGCAAAUCGCGAUCUAGAAGCUGUCAGUAACAUACCCUGGAAACUCACGGUUGUUCAUUCACCAACCAAAAAUGCAUUCGUGCUUCCGAAUGGCCACAUCUUCGUCUUCACCGGAUUUAUUACAGAGUUCGUUCAAAAUGAGCAUCAGUUGGCUUUUGUGCUUGCACACGAGAUCGCACAUGUGUUGCUGAAACAUUCUGCGGAGAAGAACAGUCAACUGAGCUGGAAGUUGUUGUUCGAUGUGGCAGUGACUCUGUUGGCUUUUGUCGGUCUGGGCGAGUGGUCUGCUUCUCUACUCUCCAUCAUGGCAUCCUACUUCUACGAGAUGUUCUACGGAAAAUUGCAAUCAGAUGUUUCGUCUGUCGACAAUUUGCAGCUGGCGCUUGACCAGCCUUACUCGCGACUGAUGGAGAAUGAGGCGGACGAAGUAGGACUCAUGCUCAUUGCUAAGGCUUGUUACGACAUCCGAGAGGCUUGUGCCAUGUGGAAGCUAGUGUCUAUGAAGGUACAGGUGGAAGAUUUUGGCGGUGGCAAAGAGAAGGGCUCGUUUUUGAGCACACACCCCUCGUUCGAAACCAGAGCCAACAACCUAGGCCUCGCAAUGGAGAGAGCGAACCAUAUCAGAGCAGGAAGACACUGUGCUCCCUUGCAGUCCCCUGACCCUGUCCAGUCUGUGGAAAGAGUGAAACAAGAGCUGGAUAAACUGGGACCAGUUGCACCGGGCACCAAAGUGAAAAUACUGCAAGACGAGGUGCCUGGGCGAAAAGCUAUCAAACUCUAUCAAGUUUAAACAACUAAAGUAAUGGCUUAAAAUGUAGUUUCAUUGAAUGAAUUUAAUAAAAUAUGCGAUAUUGGUGGUUUCAAGAUAGAAAACAAAAGAAAAAACUUAAGCGAGCUUUAUAUCAGUUCUGGUGGACAUGGUAUCUCCGAAUUAAAUAAAUUGCCACAGUCGAAGUGAAUUAGUUGGAUUUGCAUUUCAGACACUUACUUAUGUCUUGUUUUUUAAGUAGUACAGUGCUGAUUUGAA